AUUAUUGGUUCGCAACCACAGUGCUGAGAUCUUAAACGGCGUCGACCAUGUUUACAUGAAUGAUUACAAUUGAUUGCAUAAUCGUACAUAUUUCGAUCUAAUCGGUAGUUCGCGGAGCCCCCACGUACCCCGGACAAAAUUGUCUUGAUUUGGAAAUACGUACACUAGUAACUAAAAACGGUUACGUCGAACCGGAAGCUUGUUCGUCGCUUAAUAGUGAGCGUUUCACCUCUCUCGAAAGAAAAUGAAAGCAAAGGCAAUUUCACUCAACGACAAUCAGAUUGCAUGGUGAGUUGUGACCGUCGCCGGAGCUACAUUCCACAUCAUGCCAUUGUUUCGUCCAUUUGUGCCAUACCACAAUUCUGCUGGUCAGACUACAAUCGUCAACUUUGGCGGUAUCUUGACAACUGAGUUUCUCCAGCCGCCACCAGGCCGCUGCUUCCUCUUCCGGCAGACCUACAAGCACAAUGUCGACGGCCCCAUUCCAGAUAAUCUGAGGCGGUUGAUUGACUCACCACUAAGACCUAAAGGUCCCUUAUUGCACUUUCACCAGUUCCAGACCGAGUACUUUCGCGUCGAGUCUGGGGUUAUGGGUAUAGAGCUCAACGGUGAGCAUCGCAAGGUCUAUCCCGAGGAUGGCGAGAUAUCUGUGAAGGCUGGCGGAGUGCAUCGGUUUUAUAUUCAUCCAGACUCUCCUAGCGAGAUGACCGUCUAUCUGAGUGCAUCCGAUAGCGGCAUGGACUACCAGCUUGACCGGAUUUUCUUUGAAAAUUGGUACGGCUACUGGCAUGACGCAUUGCUUCACGAGGGAAAGUUGGAUUUUAUCCAGUAUCUAGCGAUCCAGGACGGCGGCGACGCCUACUCUGUACCGCCUAAGUGGGUUCCUUUUCGCCGAUUCAUAGGAUAUUGGGGAAGCGUGUUUCUCGGCCGGUGGGUUGGAGGUUUGUUAGGUUACAAGCCAUUCUUCAAAGAAUAUACAACAGAUUGGGACUACGCGGUGGCUAAGAUGAAAGGAUCAUGGUUCCAACGUCAUCUAGUACAUGAAUCCUAUGGUGCGGCCAGGAAUUGGGAAGAGCAGGUGGCAUUAGAUCAGGGAAAGCCUUUGAACGCCGAGUACGAGCAAUGGACUACCGACUUGACGGAGUCGUCGGACAGUGCGACCUUGAUAAAGAACAAAGGCAGUAAAGACCACGAACCAACGAAUGGCGUGGGCAGCCUACAUAGUCGCACAUCUACGGCAACGGUUGGAAACUAGGAUAGUAUUAUAUCUUAGUCAAUCGCUCGUGUCUUACGCGACACGACAAAAAUCCCAACUUGAGUUUUACGGAUCGUUUGACGGUGAAUGAUUAUAGUAAUGUC
This is a messenger RNA of Truncatella angustata, 1359 nucleotides long. RefSeq lists its product as uncharacterized. The transcript has 3 exons. Bases 326 to 1255 code for a protein of 309 amino acids. The record is from RefSeq and is a predicted model, not a curated record. Lineage: Eukaryota; Fungi; Ascomycota; Sordariomycetes; Amphisphaeriales; Sporocadaceae.